This is a messenger RNA of Drosophila sulfurigaster albostrigata, 2632 nucleotides long. Its product is annotated as endoplasmic reticulum metallopeptidase 1-like. Gene Ontology annotation, biological process: proteolysis. Bases 25 to 1350 code for a protein of 441 amino acids. Gene Ontology annotation, molecular function: metalloexopeptidase activity. Lineage: Eukaryota; Metazoa; Arthropoda; Insecta; Diptera; Drosophilidae. The transcript is spliced from 10 exons. The record is from RefSeq and is a predicted model, not a curated record.
AAAAAAUUUCGGUUUCACUUCACGAUGGUUGACGCGGAAAAACUUAAUGUGAGAGGAGCCAGUAAUGGAACCGGAAAUAAAAAAUUACCCUGGUUCUUAGCAACUAGUUACCUGUUGUUCUGGGGAGUGCUUUUCUUUGCCGUGGUAAUUCCAUUGUUCUACCGAUUACCCAAGGCAAAGACAAUAGAAGAAGCCGCCUCAAAUGUAUUUAUUCCGGAACGUGCUUACAAGGAUCUGUAUACUCUAUCUAACAUUGGCACCAAAAUGGUUGGAAGCAAAGAGAAUGAGAUUGCUGCUGUAGAGUUUCUUCUAAAGCAAUUAAAUCAAAUUAAGGAAGACUCAUUGAAAGAUUAUUAUGAUAUUGAGAUAGACUUAUCACAGGCAUCAGGACAAUUUACUUAUUCUGAUCUGAUUAUUAUGUACCAAGGUGUUCAAAACAUUGCUGUUAAAAUUAGUCCAAGGAAUAGCACAAGUCAAACCUGGUUACUGGUCAACAGUCACUUUGAUUCGAAGCCAGCUACACCGUCCGCUGGCGAUGCUGGAUUUAUGAUAGUCACUAUGCUGGAAGUCUUAAGAGUGAUGUCAACGACAAAGCAAACAUUCGAACAUCCUAUCGUCUUUCUGUUCAAUGGAGCUGAGGAAAGUUACUUGCUGGCUGCACACGGUUUCAUGACUACUCAUAGAUGGGCGCCAUUCCUUAAAGCCUGCGUUAAUCUUGAUGCUGCAGGCAGCAAUGGACGGGAACUUCUAUUUCAAAGCGGACCCAAUCACUCUUGGCUAGUAGAUUAUUACCAUAAAAAUGCCAAACAUCCUUUCGGAACAACUUCAGCUGAGGAGAUAUUCCAGUCUGGUAUAAUACCAUCUGAUUCCGACUUCCGAAUUUUUAAAGAAUACAUGCCAGGUUUAGAUUUGGGUCAAAUUAUAAAUGGUUAUAUAUAUCACACGAAGUAUGAUUUGGUUGAAUUAAUUUCGUAUGAAUCCCUGCAACACACUGGAGAUAAUGUGCUUAGUUUAGUUCGUGCUUUGGCAAAUGCUCCUGAACUAAGAAACAUAGAGGCUCACAAGUCUGGACAUGUUGUCUUCUUCGAUUUUUUGGGACUCUACUUCUUUCACUAUUCGGAAACUACGGCCGAGUACUUGAACUUCGGAAUUGCUGGAACUGCUCUCGUAUUAGUUUUUUAUUUCAAUAUGGCGAAUGUCAGAUGUUUCGCAAGUGACAAUUUGCCACCUGAUUCGGUGGUUUAUACUUGUGAUUGUGAUUCAAAUUAUUGCCUUUGCUCUCGGAUUAGCUCUUCCAAUCGUUGUCGCAUAUGUGAUGGACUCCGUCGGGCUAUCACUAACAUACUAUAGCACCCCGUUAUUGAUAAUCGGAUUAUACGUGUGCCCUUCACUUGUUGGCCUUAGUUUGCCGACAAUGAUUUACUUCAGCCUACAGCACAAUAAUAAACUAUCUACACCAUACCUUCUUCAAUUGGCUUUGCAUAGUCAAGCUGUAAUCCUCGCUCUUCUAACCAUAUCUCUUACAGCUUUGGGAAUUCGUUCUUCAUAUAUUUUAAUGAUUCCCCUUGUUUUCUACGUGGUACCAUUGACACUUAAUCUGUUAACUCCAAUGCACGACAAAGGCUAUUCUUGGGUAGCACUAUUGAAAAUAAGCCAAAUUAUUCCUGCGCUAUAUAGCAGUUAUAUAGCAUAUCUGUUUAUUGUCGUUUUGACUCCAAUGGGCGCCAGAGCAGGAAGUGCUUCUAACAGGGACUUGUACAUCGCAGUAUUGGCAGCCGUAGGAACGGUUCUCUCUUUUGGAUUCUUGACACCACUGAUUAACACUUUCCGGCGCCCAAGUUUUGUGGUAUAUGCUUUAAUAGCAACUACAGCUCUUUCUGUGUUUUUGGCCAGUAGUACACAAUUGGGAUUCCCAUAUCGUCCAAGGACAAGUGGCCAACGAGUUGCAUACUUGCACGUGCGCAAUAAGUUCUAUGAAUAUGAUGGAGCUCUCAGCAAGGAUGAGUCUGGUUACCUCUUUUUUGUAUCAGGAUCGGCGUAAGGAAACAGUUCUUGAGGGUACAAAUGUAAACUUAACUGGUUUAGUCAGUUUAACGUCAAGAUGUGAAAAAUACAUGAUGUGUGGAAUGCCGUUGUAUGAUUACCGCUAUGUGCAACAGAGAUUGGAAAGCAAAUGGAUGCCGCGGUCAAAACCAAUAACACCACCAGGCACGACCAAACUGGAAUUACUUAGUAAAACUACAAUCAACUCUACAACUUGUCGUUUUGAGUAUAACUUGACGGGACCUCCUCAAAUGAGUCUAUUCUUCGAAGCUUUUGAAGAUGCCACAAUAACAAAUUGGUCAUUUUUGGAAAGUUAUUUGAAUAACCCUCCAGCAUACCCAUUAGCAUAUCACAUAUUCUUUAACUACGGAAUUGACAGUUCACCACUAAACUUCUUCCUAGAAAUUUCGAAACUUAAUGGAAACUUUGACGUACCAGUACUUCAACUUGGAGUUUCAGGACAUUAUAUAGGGGAUGUCGUUGAUGAGGAAACUGUAGACUUUCGAUCUAAAAUCCCCGCCUUUGCUAUUCAAGCUGACUGGCCAGCAUCAUAUGACAGAUAUAAAUUUUAAACUUGCAAAAAAAGAAA